CCAUAAAAUAUAAUUAACCUUUUUGCCUACAAUAUUGUGUGAGAUUCGUGAUAAGGAAAUCAGAUCAAAUGAGUGUCAUGGUUGAGAGCUAAGAAUCGGAUUUUUAUUUGCCCUUGUAUAGAAGAUUAGCAUCUCAUGCAAUGAAAAUUUAAAUUCAUACGGCGCUACAAAUGCUACAAUCGAUCCACUAGCGUAACGAUUGCAGCAUUCGUAACAUUAGUGGAUCAAUCGGAGCGUAGCGUUUGGAGCAUAGCGUUCAGAGCAUCAAGUCUACAUCAAAGGUGUCGACGCUCAGUGUCCAUACUAUAUGUACUUCACUUAUACCGCUCUAUCAUGCGUCCAAUAAUAGUCUAGUGACUUUAAAUCCCGAAGGAGUGUGCGCAAAAGCAAGUGCAUUUAGUAAACUCUAGUGGAUCUUUUUUGGUUAAUGAAGUAUGCGCUUUUCUGAUCAUCAGACUUUAAACUUGUCAAAUUAAAUUUAGGAUGCAGUUGUAGAUUCGAAGACGAAAUCUUAACAAAAUCAACUUUAUUAACGUAAUUUAAUAAUCGUAUUAUACGAUUGUAACGAUUGUAAAAUGACAACAUUGAGACAUGACAUUGAACUACCGAACAACAUUCCAAAAUUAUUAAUAGAGAAACAUGCAAACUAUCUCAUUUCAUAUGGGACCAACAAAGAUGAAUAUAAUUAUUCUCAGACUGAACACAUGAGGAUGUCUGGCAUGUACUGGGGUCUUACCGCUCUAGAUUUAAUGGGAAAGUUAGAACAAACUAAUAAGGAAGAAGUGCUAGAAUUUAUUAGACAAUGUCAAAGUGACAGUGGUGGCAUCAGUGCCAGCAUACAACAUGAUCCACAUUUACUUUAUACACUUAGUGCAGUUCAAAUAUUAUGUAUAUAUGAUGCCUUGGAUAUAAUAAAUGUCGAUAAAGUCGUUAGUUAUGUCAAAGAAAGACAACAAUCAGAUGGAAGUUUUGUGGGUGAUCAAUGGGGUGAAGUAGAUGUCAGAUUUUCUUUCUGUGCCGUUGCUACUCUGUCACUCUUGAAUCGCUUAGAUGCAAUAGAUGUCGAGAAUGCAGUACAAUUUGUAUUGAAAUGUAUGAAUUUUGAUGGAGGAUUCGGUUCAAAGCCAGGAUCUGAAAGUCAUGCGGGUUUAAUUUAUUGUUGCGUUGGAUUACUUUCGAUCACAGGACAUCUGCAUCUGAUAGAUGCUGAUCGUUUAGGAUGGUGGUUGUGUGAAAGACAACUACCUUCCGGUGGUUUAAAUGGCAGGCCCGAAAAAUUACCAGAUGUAUGUUAUUCUUGGUGGGUGCUGUCAACGUUAACAAUUUUAGGUCGUCUUCAUUGGAUAGAUAAAAAAGGCUUGAUGGAUUACAUUUUAAUUUGUCAAGAUAUUGAAACUGGCGGUUUCAGUGAUCGACCCGGUGAUAUGGUUGACCCUUUUCAUACUUUGUUCGGCCUCACUGCAUUGUCAUUGCUAGACAAGAACUUCUCGUUAAAACCAAUAAAUCCUACUUAUUGUAUGCCAGAGUAUAUAAUUGAUCGCUUAGGUCUCAAGCCAUCGCGACUUGAUGCAUGAUGAUACAUCUGAUAUGCUGUAUAAUGUACAUUAACUCUUUGUUAAAUAUACGCAUUGUAGAUUUUCCACAAAGUA
Molecule: messenger RNA, 1649 nt
Organism: Acromyrmex echinatior (Panamanian leafcutter ant)
Lineage: Eukaryota; Metazoa; Arthropoda; Insecta; Hymenoptera; Formicidae
Gene: betaggt-II
Product: geranylgeranyl transferase type-2 subunit beta
Biological process (GO): protein geranylgeranylation
Cellular component (GO): Rab-protein geranylgeranyltransferase complex
Molecular function (GO): Rab geranylgeranyltransferase activity
Source: RefSeq, a predicted model, not a curated record